GGGGUCGGGGGACGCACGCUCAGUUAGUGUGAACCUGACUCCCCUCGAGGGCGGAUGUGGAUCGAUGGUUGUCGGUGUCGCAGCGCUCGCCUGAAAACAAUGGUGUCGUAAAAGUGACCGCUAAAGCCAUGGCCAAGUUAUCGUUCCCAAAGGGUUUGUAGAGCCCGCGAUGUACUGCUCCACUGACGAGGGUAUAGCGGUAGCGCAAAAGCGCCGUCGUAGCGCCAUGAUGAUGUGGAAUUCUGUGUGUCUGUCCUUCCUCAUCCUCCUGGUGGCGACCAUGGUCGGUGCCACAGAGGGGGAGACAGCCAAGGAGUCCCGAUGCGAAGAAAUCACCAUUCCAAUGUGCCGCAGUAUCGGAUAUAAUUACACGUCGAUGCCAAAUCAGUUCAAUCAUGACAGUCAGGACGAGGCUGGACUGGAAGUCCAUCAAUUUUGGCCUCUGGUGGAAAUAAUGUGUUCGCCCGACCUGAAGUUCUUUCUGUGUUCUGUGUAUGCGCCCAUCUGCAUUGAAGACUACGAUAAGCCCUUGCCGGCCUGCAGGAGCGUCUGCGAAAGGGCAAAGGCCGGCUGUGCACCAAUUAUGCAACAGUAUGGGUUUAAAUGGCCCGAACGCAUGGACUGUUCCAAACUUCCCGAAUAUGGCGAUACAUUGAACCUGUGCAUGGAUAAGCGUAAUGGCUCUGCGCCGGAGGAGGAACGGCCCAAAAACUACGGGAAUCUAGAUAAAAAAUGUCGAGGUAAGAAUUCUAAAUAUUGUCCUAAACCGACUCGCAAGGACACAUGCAAAUGCACUUGUCAAAGACAUUUGAUCUCGCUCGAUGCUUCUUAUCGACAGUUCGGACCCAACCGAAACGAGUCCUUCUCAGUAGGUAGUGUUGCCGACUGUGCAUUGCCCUGCCACGGGAUUUAUUUCAGCGAAGACGAACGGACAUUCGCCCAAUUCUGGAUAGCCACUUGGGCCAUUCUGUGUUGCGUGUCAACAUUAACGACCAUCACUACUUUCUUGAUUGAUAUGGACAGAUUCAAGUACCCGGAAAGACCCAUUAUCUUCCUGAGCGGAUGCUACUUCAUGGUGUCCGUCGGGUAUAUCAUUCGCAUGGUAGCUGGGCAUUCAGAGGUUGCAUGCGAUGGGGAUAUGAUCAUCUACAACUACCAUCUCGUCCGCCACAACCCUUAUGGGUCUGGCCUUUGUACGACGGUGUUCCUCCUCAUCUACUUCUUCGGGAUGGCCUCCAGCAUCUGGUGGGUGGUGCUGGCUUUCACCUGGUUCCUGGCAGCGGGUCUCAAGUGGGGCAACGAGGCCAUCGCGGGAUACUCAACCUGGUUCCACCUGGCGGCGUGGCUUCUCCCAACCAUCCAGAGCAUUACCGUCCUGGCACUGGCGGCCGUCGACGGCGAUUCAGUUGCCGGCAUUUGCUACGUCGGCAAUCAAGACAUCGGCAAUCUUCGUGGAUUCGUCCUGUCACCCCUCUUCGUUUAUUUGGUCCUUGGCUCUUGCUUUCUUCUGGCCGGAUUCGUCAGCCUAUUCCGGAUCAGAAACGUCAUUAAGCAGCAAGGAAGAACCAAAACUGAAAAACUCGAGAAGUUGAUGAUAAGGAUCGGGGUGUUCAGUGUUCUGUACACCGUGCCAGCUACGAUCGUCAUAGGAUGUUACUUCUACGAGCAAAUGUACGUCGAGGACUGGCAGGACUCCCUCGUCUGCCCCUGCAGCACUCACCAAGGGGAGCGACCCGAUUACUCUGUGCUGAUGCUGCGUUACUUCAUGACGUUGGUGGUGGGCAUCACGGCCGGUUUCUGGAUAUGGUCUGGCAAGACACUGGAUUCCUGGCGGAGGUUCUAUCAGCGUGUGUGCCCCGGCGCCCACGCUCACACUUACGAGUACCCAACAAGACCCAUGAAGCAGGCAACGGCGCCUUCCUGCGCUUCCUUCCCACCUCCGCCCAUGAGCGCCCAGGGCACCGCCCACAGUGUAGCGUCACACCUGGGCUCCGUUAACAAGACACUGCCCUUGUCACACGUAUGACAGGAGGGGGAGGAGGGGGCUUACAUUCCUGGACCUCAGAGCAGUAUUGGAGGCUGCCAAGGGGGCAGCAGUGUUGUGGGGGGUGGUGCCCCCUCCACCUGUCACAGUGUCACCACACCACAUGUUUACGUUGACCCAAGAGACGUGCCCUAUGACCUCUAAGAGGGCAAAAUAAUGUCACGUCCUCAUGAAAAGAAAAAGAGUAUUUUAUGUGUGAGGGAAUAUAUAUAUAUAUAUAUAUAUA
Messenger RNA from Macrobrachium nipponense, 2270 nucleotides. RefSeq names its product frizzled-8-like. Gene Ontology annotation, molecular function: Wnt receptor activity; Wnt-protein binding. Lineage: Eukaryota; Metazoa; Arthropoda; Malacostraca; Decapoda; Palaemonidae. Gene Ontology annotation, biological process: canonical Wnt signaling pathway; non-canonical Wnt signaling pathway. Bases 170 to 2026 code for a protein of 618 amino acids. Gene Ontology annotation, cellular component: plasma membrane. The record is from RefSeq and is a predicted model, not a curated record. The transcript has a single exon.